AUGCCUUUGCAUUUCCUCAUCCUCAUCCUCUCCCUAACCCUCCUCAGCCUCACCACAGCGAUGCCCACCUCCCUACCCUCGCUCCUAAUCAACUCCACCGCCUCCGUCUCCGUCUCUCCCCGCGCCCCUUUUUCGGCCCCUGCACGCUCCACAGCAAAGUCCACGAGCACUGCAACAGCCCCACCCACCACAACUAAACUCACCCACCUCCUCACUACACACAUCUCCGACUCACACGGCCUUGCCUUCAACGCUGUGAGCGAGGGGGGCGUCUGGCAGCCGCUCAGCCCCGCGAACAUGCAGACCACAGCGCAGAUAUUAGACAUUAACGGGGCGAACCUAGGCAUCUCGUGGGACGCGCCCGAGAACGGGGGGUUCGACGCGUGCACUGCGAGUACGGCGAGGCGCGCGCUGGGACGACUGGCAGCGCGGCGCGUGUGGCAAGGCGGAUUGGACGCUGGGGGAUUGCGAGAAUAG
Molecule: messenger RNA, 477 nt
Organism: Trematosphaeria pertusa
Lineage: Eukaryota; Fungi; Ascomycota; Dothideomycetes; Pleosporales; Trematosphaeriaceae
Exons: 1
Coding region: 1-477 (158 amino acids)
Source: RefSeq, a predicted model, not a curated record